UGAGCAACAUUUGAAAAAUAAAAUCCUUCUUUAGACACUUGGAGUUGGGGCUGCUUUCACCGUGUUUAGAUUAUUUCUUAUUCACUAAAAUUGAUAUCCUUCUCUUCCUUUAAUUUUUCACUACAUAACACUGAGUAAUAUAUACAUAGAAAUGGGAGGUGCAGGCAGCAAAGCAAUAGUAUGAAAAAUGGAGGAAAUUAGUGUGGAAAAUUCAGGAGAUUUUCCGAUAAUCGACGUCUCUCUCCUGCAGCAGAAUCCUGUGUCCAAGUCCAUGGUUGUCAAGAAAAUCGAUGAAGCUUGCCGCAGAUAUGGUUGCUUCCAUGUAAUUAAUCAUGGUGUGGAUGAUUCAGUGAUAGAAGAAGCUUUAAAUGUGAACAGGAAGUUCUUCGAGCUGCCGCCGGAAAUAAAGGAGGAGCUUUUCUCAGAUGACGUGAACAAGGUGGUGAGAUUUCGUAAAGAAGAAGUGGGGGGUUAUUCCAGGGAUUUCCUCAAACUAUAUGCUCAUCCGCUUCAUCAAUUUCUCUCCUCUUGGCCAACCCUCCCUCUUCUUUAUAGGAAAAAAAUGGGCUUGUAUGCCACAGAGGUGAGGAAACUAAGCAUUCAACUCUUUGGAGCCAUAAUGGAGACCUUGCACUUAAGUGAAACACAUCUCAAACAAAAUUUUGAACAAGGCAUCCAAAUUCUUGGCAUAAAUAGCUUUUCUCCAUGCUCAAGAUCAAACAUAACGCCUGGUUUAUCUCCACACUCCGAUCACAGCUUGAUAACCGUUCUUCUCCAGAGUGGGCCGGGACUUGAGGUCAUCGAGUGUGGGGGGUCGUGGAAGAAUGUUCCUCGCCUCAAAGGGUCGUUCCAAGUGCUCGUCGGAGAUCAUUUGGAGGUGCUAAGCAAUGGCUUGUACAAGAGUGUGUUGCAUAGAGCAAUCCCAAGUUGUAGUGAUGCUAGGUUGUCUAUAGCCAGUUUUCAUAGCCUAGGAAUGGAUGAAAUAGUUGAGCCUUCUGGAGAGCUGGAGAAUGAAGGGAGAUAUAGGGGGAGCAGCUUAAGGGACUUUCUCAAUCAUCUUGCUUCUGGAGAUACAAGGCCUUUCAUUGAGACACUGAGGAUCACUCAAAUGGAAUCAUGAUGAUCUUCGGUUUGAUUUAUGUUAACGUAAAUUACAAAGGCUCUUUUGAGAUUUGUUAUAAUUAUAAAUACUCUUUUAUUGUUUAAAAAAUUACAAAUACCCUUUUAGAAUUAACCGCCGUCUAACAAAUACUGCCUCGUAAAAGUCCAUUUUGAAGGGUAUUUGUUAGUUGAUCGUUAAUUUCAAAGAGAUAUUUAUAAUUUUUCAACAACUAAAAAAUAUUUGUAAUUACAACAAAUUUUAGGAAAACCACUUAUAAUUUACCCUUUAUGUUAUCGUAGGAACUCUUGAUGGCAACAAUAUUUGAUUAUGAUGUAAGUUUAUUUAGUUGUGUCUGUAACAUCAAAUGAGCGUCCGUUUGGUAUUAUUU
Sesamum indicum (sesame) is the source of this 1490-nucleotide messenger RNA. Its product is annotated as 2-oxoglutarate-dependent dioxygenase 21, chloroplastic. Lineage: Eukaryota; Viridiplantae; Streptophyta; Magnoliopsida; Lamiales; Pedaliaceae. The record is from RefSeq and is a predicted model, not a curated record.